Molecule: messenger RNA, 2835 nt
Organism: Calypte anna (Anna's hummingbird)
Lineage: Eukaryota; Metazoa; Chordata; Aves; Apodiformes; Trochilidae
Gene: ASPH
Product: aspartate beta-hydroxylase
Exons: 5
Coding region: 186-809 (207 amino acids)
Biological process (GO): peptidyl-aspartic acid hydroxylation
Cellular component (GO): endoplasmic reticulum; membrane
Molecular function (GO): peptidyl-aspartic acid 3-dioxygenase activity
Source: RefSeq, a predicted model, not a curated record
AAAAUAGGUUUGGAGGAGAGGUUUUUCUUGGGUCCAGUUUCAGGUUCCAGCUGAGUUGGCUUUAGGAAACUUGUUUGCUCCUGUUGCAAGAAUAAAGUGAGGAUAAAUAAUUUCUUAUUCUGCCUUCAGCGUUAAUUUUUGGUGACAUCGACACAGUCUCUCUGUGGAAAUUGAGCACUAAUGUUAUGGCUGAUGACACAGAGACUAAGCAUGGAGGAGGCAAGAAUGGAAAGAAGGAAGGCCUUUCUGGAAGCUCAUUUUUCACCUGGUUUAUGGUAAUUGCAUUGCUGGGAGUAUGGACAUCAGUAGCAGUUGUCUGGUUUGAACUUGUAGAUUAUGAAGAAGUUCUAGGCAAGCUUGGGAUGUAUGAUGCUGAUGGAGAUGGAGAUUUUGAUGUGGAAGAUGCUAAAGUGUUGCUAGGUGAGGAACCAGGAGGGGUAGCCAAGAAAAAAACUAAAGUCAAAGUAAAAGACACUAUAAAAGAAUCGCUCAAGAAAUUGAGGGAGAAGCAGGAAUCCAAGAAGGAAGACAUCAAAGAUGAGGAAGAAAAAAAGAAAGCCAGGAGGGGAAAAGAUGCUACUGAUCGGAAAGACAAGAAAGCUGUUGAUCUGAGUAAAUUAAAGAAAGAUUCUGACAAAGCUAAAAGGGACAGAGAAAAGGAAAAAGGCCUAGAUAAGAGUGUAAAAUCCAAGGAUGCUACAAAAAAAUCAGCCAGUGAAAAGGAUGGUACUAUGCAGGCGGGAAAAGACAAAGAAACAAAAAAGAUAGCUAAAAACCCAUCCAAGGAAGACAAGAAAGAAAAGAAAUAAACAGAGUUCGGGUUCUGCUAAUGAGGAACAGGCCUCAAGAAUGAAAAAUCCAGCAUACUUUUAUGAGAGUGGUAAACAUGGCAAGAAGAGAAUGUUACCUGAAAAUAAGUACUAAUAAAUGCUAAAUACAAUAUUUUUUUUGAAAACUGUUACACACAUAGUGGCAUUGUAAUAACAAAACAAAAUUUCUGCUGUGAAACUCAAAUAUGUACAAAUGUUGGUAUGCCUGGCUAACAACAUGUAUUGAAAGCAGAAUGUCAAAUCAUUUCAUCUGGUGGGUUUUCUUUUUUCUUCUUUUUUUUCCUUGUAUUAAAAUGCUAUUUUCUUGGUGUGAGGAUGAAAAGGUAAUAUUGUAUAUCAAAUGCAAGUUUAAGAGCAAUAUUGAGAAGAAUGUCUGGACACACAGUGGAAACUCCAAUAUUUCUGUUUCACAAAAACAGCCAAGAUGAUCAUCAGUGAAUAUAUUGUCAUAGGAGCUUAGCAAAUAGAUGUAAAUUAUUCCCUGCUAAACUUUUUUUCCCCCUACGUAGAUCAAGAAAACCAUUUCAUACACAAACAGAGUAACUUUAGGCCUAUUUAUGAGACUUAGCCAAAAUGUUGCAACACUUCUGUUUAUUGAUCCUGUGACAAUAUGUUCUGCUUUUUUUCCUCUGUCCUUCCUUUCUUUAAUUUUCAACUACGUUUAAGUCUGAAAACUUGAUUCAUUUGUCACUUUUCAGAUAAUUGUUCUGAUUUUUCCAAGUUACCAAGCUUCUAAUAAUGAAUGCUUUUGAAAAUCAGGCCACCUAUUUCAUCAUUGAUGGGUAUUUUUAAAUUCCAGUAUCAUUUUAAGAAGUGAUUUGCUACUACAACUGUAUUAUGGGUGAAUGUGGUUAGAAAACAAAUUAGGUAUUUUUGCAGCUAUUAUUUUCUUCAAACACUGCUUUUCAAAUACAUUAUACUUUUGUAAACAAGUUCUUGUGUUAGUUUGCUCUUACAGCUUGUGUAUUCUUUUUGCACCAAGGAAUGAUUUAUACAGCAGUCUCAUUAGAAUAAAUAGUUACAAAACAUUUCUGCAGAGAUACCUCAGUAUGCUAUUGAAUCUAUACUUGCUUCCAAGUUUACAUGGGAAAGCAGUAUUUUCUAAUUCUAUGAGACAGAUAAUAUUGCUUGGUAUAUUGAAAUAUUAAUUGCACAAUAAAAUUGCAUAAGAUUCAGAACAAAACUUGUAAUGAAAGUUGAAGAUUUAUUAUUGUCAUACUUUUAAAGAAAACAAAACUAAGGCAUGAAAUUGAGCAUGAGUAUAUGCAUGUGGGUAACGAUGUGAGAUUUAAGUCCUGAAGGUUGAUUCUGUUCAUGGUUUUUGCUUAAAUUUUGUGAAUAACAGUGUGCAAUACACUUAUCUCAGACUUUCAGUACAUCCCGUGUUUCUGUAAGAUGUGGUAAUAGGGUAAGAUAUAAAAUUAAUUUUAUUUUUUUAGAGGAAACUUAGGACAAUAGGUGAAAUUAAAGCUGUAGAAAGUAGCAUAAUAGUUUAAGAUUCUAGCUGUGAUAAUUUGCAGAGAUGAUAUACUGAGCUAUUUUCUAAAUAUUUAUAUAUGUGUGAAGAGGAAUGGAAAAGAUAUGUGUGUUAUGAGCAUUGUAGUGCUUAGCAAAAGCACAUCUUGACAGAAUGAAGAUCUAAUAAAUUUACUUGCAUAAUGAGCAUUCUCUUCUAGGUUUUAGUCCUGAUAGACAUGUUCAUCUUUGUCCUGAUAAGCAUUAAGAUCUAUAUUUUACAGGGGAGCACUCAAAUCACACUUCUCAAGAACUGUAGCAUGGUGAUAACAGUGUUUUUUAUUUUCUCCCCUAAUGUAAUAGAAGUUGUAGCUGUCUGGGAGUGAAAUUUGGAAUGAGUUGUCUUUCUGAUUAAUAUAUCUUUGAUCCAAAGUUUAUCUGGUGCUAAAAGAGUUUUUAUAAUUUUAUUUUUCCAAAGAGCCUUUUACUUAAGCAGCACUCUAAGCUAUACAGAAAGUCACACAAUAAAAUGAGAUUUUUUUGACCCAUA